CUUCCUCCACACUCACUCACUCCCACACUCACUCAUCUCAUCUAAUCCCCUCCAACAACCCUCUAGCGCGCAAGCUCCAAGAGCAAACAACAAUGGCUCUCAACAGCAGGGCGGCGGCCAUGGCGACGCUCCUCGUGGCGGCGGCGGUGGCGGUGCUGCUGGCCGGGGAGCAGGCGUCGGCGGCGGUGACGUGCGGGCAGGUGGGGUCGUCGAUCGCGCCGUGCGUGGCGUACGUGACGGGGAAGGCGGCGGCGGUGAGCCCCGGGUGCUGCAGCGGCAUCAGGGGGCUCAACAACAUGGCCCGCACCACCGCCGACCGGCAGGCGGCGUGCCGGUGCCUUAAGAGCAUGGCCGGCAGCAUCAAGGCCCUCAACAUGGGCAAGGUCGCCGGCGUGCCCGGCAAGUGCGGCGUCAACGUGGGCUUCCCCAUCAGCAUGUCCACCGACUGCAACAAGGUGACUUAAGUUGCAUGCAUGCCGCGGAGGCGAAUGCAUGCACACGUGUUAAUGGAGUGCUUUAGAUAUAUAUGUACGAGAGAUCAAGAUGUGGAGCUACAAAAGAAUAAAAUAAAAGCUGCUUGCAUGCAUGCAUGACGGACGCAGCUCUGCAUGCAUGACUGCAACGUGUGUUUCUGUAUCGAUAUAUCUUCUGCACACAGUACUAUGUAAUGUACGUUACGUAAGUACGUGUGCAGAUGUUAUCUGUAUGUUUGGUAGCUUUGAGUCGUUCUGGGCAUUAUAUUGCCCGUGUGUGUGUGUGUGCAUGCAAUGUGUGUAGAACGUGUCAAGCUCUUGUGCUACUCUUGCCGACCUGUACCGGCCGGCCGGCGACCUUGUCGAUCUGACCUACUUGUUCAGGCCGGCAAUAAUUAUCUAAUAAUACUCCAUAAGUAGUUAUGUUUUCUUAA
Molecule: messenger RNA, 907 nt
Organism: Brachypodium distachyon (stiff brome)
Lineage: Eukaryota; Viridiplantae; Streptophyta; Magnoliopsida; Poales; Poaceae
Product: probable non-specific lipid-transfer protein 3
Exons: 2
Coding region: 93-464 (123 amino acids)
Biological process (GO): lipid transport
Cellular component (GO): membrane
Molecular function (GO): lipid binding
Source: RefSeq, a predicted model, not a curated record